Microthlaspi erraticum is the source of this 402-nucleotide messenger RNA. The record is from the annotation of a GenBank genome assembly. NCBI's taxonomy places the organism in Eukaryota, Viridiplantae, Streptophyta, Magnoliopsida, Brassicales, Brassicaceae.
AUGAUCCCCAUCAAUGAUUCUAUGCCUGAAGAACAGCUUAUGGCAAUCAUGAUCUUGAAGGAGAGUUUUGAUGAGAAAGCCAGGCUGGAAGAAGUUAAGGCUCUGCGUGAUGAGAAUUUGCCAUGGUAUGCUGAUAUAGUGAACUUCAUGGUGUCCGGAGAAGUCCCUAGUAGCUUUGAUGCUUACAAGAGAAAGAAAUUCUUCAAGGAUGCUAGGCAUUACUAUUGGGAUGAGCCCUACUUGUACAAGAGAGGACCAGACAGCAUUUACAGGAGAUGCAUAGCUGAAGAGGAUGUGCAAGGAGUUCUAGAGCAUUGCCAUGGGAUGCAGCAGACUACAUUGCCAAGUGUGAUCCGUGCCAAAGGAAAGGAGGGAUCACCAAGAGGGACGAGAUGCCACUAA